AUGCAAAAGGUGUGGGCGCCGCGAGGCCUGAGUAGGCCUACAAUUAUUGCCCGAAGGCGAUUUUUUCUCCGGCGCAAGGGAUUCGCCUCAGUCGCGCAAGACGCCAGGGCAUUUGAUGUCGUCGUCGUAGGAGGAGGCCACGCCGGCACCGAGGCCUGCGCCGCCGCCGCCCGGUCCGGCGCCCGUACCGCGCUCAUCACGCCCAAGCUCGACAACCUGGGCGUCUGCUCCUGCAACCCCUCCUUUGGCGGUAUCGGCAAGGGCACCAUCCUGCGCGAGAUUGACGCCCUCGAUGGCGUCGCUGGCCGUAUCAUUGACAAGGCCGGUGUCCAGUUCAAAGUUCUAAACCGGAAGAAGGGCCCCGCGGUUUGGGGGCCCCGCGCGCAGAUUGACCGCGCUCUCUACAAGAAGCACAUGCGUGAAGAGCUCGAGGCAUACCCAAACCUCAGCAUUAUACCCGGCAGUGUCAGCGAUAUCGUGGUUGGCGCAGAUUCGGACCCGGCGAGCGGAAAGCCCAGGAGUAAGAUCACGGGCGUGAGGUUGGAAUCGGGAGAGGUUCUGCCCACUACGCAGAUCAUCAUUACAACAGGAACGUUCCUGGGCGGUGAAAUACAUAUUGGCCUGGAAAAAUACCCAGCCGGGAGGAUAGGCGAACAAGCGACCUUUGGACUGAGCAAAUCGCUCAAGGAGACCGGAUUUCAGCUUGGCAGAUUAAAGACUGGAACGCCGCCGCGGUUGGCCAAGGGCAGCAUCAAUUACGGUAUCCUGGAGGAGCAAAGAGGAGACGAUCCACCAAAUCCGUUCAGUUAUCUCAACGAAGCAGUUUCGGUACAAGACCAACUCUUGUGCUGGGCUACAUACACAAACGAUGCGACGCACGACGUGGUACGCGCAAACCUAGAUAAGACGAUACAUAUUCGCGAGAGCGUCAGGGGCCCACGAUACUGCCCUUCACUUGAAUCCAAGAUUAUCAAAUUUCCCGAGAAGCCGCGCCAUAUAGUCUGGCUCGAACCCGAAGGCUUUGACAGCGACCUCAUCUACCCCAACGGCCUAUCCAUGACAGUUCCGGCCGAUGCACAGGAGCAACUGCUGCGCACUAUUCCGGGCCUCGAGAAUGUUGAGAUGGUGCAGCCAGGCUAUGGGGUAGAAUACGACUACGUGGAUCCGCGCAGUCUAAAGUCCUCACUUGAAACCAAAGCCAUCUCUGGUCUCUACCUCGCUGGCCAGAUCAACGGAACGACGGGCUAUGAAGAGGCAGCAGGCCAAGGUGUCAUUGCAGGUAUCAAUGCCGGUCGUGCCGCGCAGGGCAAAGCUCCAAUCUCGCUGACACGUGCCGAUGGGUACAUUGGCGUCAUGAUUGAUGAUCUCAUCACCAAGGGCGUCUCGGAGCCGUACCGCAUGUUCACCAGUCGAUCCGAGUACCGCAUGUCACAUCGCGCCGACAAUGCAGACCUGCGCCUCACCGAGAUGGGCCGCGAAUGGGGUGUGGUGAGCGACAAGCGCUGGUCUCACUUCCGUGACACCAAGGCCGAGGCGGAAGAGCUGACUGCUACGCUCCAAAAUUACUCGCUCACGGCCCCAAACUGGAUAGCUGCGGGCUUCAAGGCGAGACUAGACACGAAACCCCGCUCUGCUCUAGAGAUUCUACGGCUCGCGGGCGUCAAGCUCUCUGAUUUGCGCGAACGGCUCCCCGAAAUCGACAAUUACUCGGCACACAUCCAGUCUCGGGUGGCCAUUGAGGCCGUCUACGCGCCGUACGUCGCCAUGCAAAAGACGGAGCAGGCGCUCUUUACCAGGGAUGAGUCUCUUCAGCUGCCCGUGGAUCUGGACUAUGAUAGCAUCUUCGGGCUGUCGUUUCACGAAAAGGCCGUGCUCAACGCCACGCGGCCGGAAAGCCUGGGCCAAGCCAGACGAAUCGAAGGUAUGACGCCAGCUGGCUGCGUAAGGCUGCUCGGCUUCGUCACUCGAAGCGAAAAAUUCAAGGAGGUCAUGCAGGGGCGCGACGAGAUGGCGCCUCUGGGUAAGGAGGUUGACACUUUGGAUGCCGAGGCUAGGAGCAGUGAGCUGCCGUAG
This is a messenger RNA of Pestalotiopsis fici W106-1, 2073 nucleotides long. RefSeq lists its product as uncharacterized. The record is from RefSeq and is a predicted model, not a curated record. Lineage: Eukaryota; Fungi; Ascomycota; Sordariomycetes; Amphisphaeriales; Sporocadaceae. Gene Ontology annotation, molecular function: flavin adenine dinucleotide binding. The coding region runs from base 1 to 2073 and encodes 690 amino acids. Gene Ontology annotation, cellular component: cytosol. Gene Ontology annotation, biological process: tRNA wobble uridine modification; tRNA methylation. The transcript has 2 exons.